Knipowitschia caucasica is the source of this 1902-nucleotide messenger RNA. The record is from the annotation of a GenBank genome assembly. Lineage: Eukaryota; Metazoa; Chordata; Actinopteri; Gobiiformes; Gobiidae.
AUGGAGGCUAAUGAAGGACAAAGCAGUGAUGGGGAGAUUGCAUCUGUUAUGGGAUUCUCUGGCUUCGGUAAAAAGGCUCGAACCUUUGAUCUUGACGCCAUCUUUGAACAAACUCGACGCACCGCAAUCGAGAGAAGCCAACGAGCUCUUGAUGAAAGGGAGAAGGAGAGUCACACUAAAGAGGAAGAACGCUCCAACUCCUCAAAGAAAUCAAUAAAAAGCAAUGUUUCAUCUGCAAAAAAGCGCACAGACAGCAGCAGUGACAGCAGUGAGUCUGAGGUUGGUCCUCCUCCUCCUCCUCGCUUCAAGCCUGAUGAAGACGAGGAGGAGGAGCUGGUGGGGCCUCCUCUUCCUCCUGGUUACAGCACGGCACAGAGCGACGAAGACGAGGACGAAGAAGGGGACGCUCAAGAUGACGACGAUGAUGAUAAUCCAGUCAAGAAGAUUCCGGACACUCAUGAGAUCACGAUGCAACACGGCACUAAAACGGUGUCUGCUCUGGGCCUGGACACGUCUGGAGCUCGGCUGGUUUCCGGGGGUUACGACUUCGACGUUCGCUUCUGGGACUUUGCUGGAAUGGACCAGACCCUGCAGGCGUUCAGGACGCUGCAGCCCUGCGAGUGCCACCAGAUCCGGUCUCUGCAGUACAGUAUCACCGGAGACGCCAUCUUGGUGAUCUCUGGAAACGCUCAGGCUAAAGUCCUGGACCGCGACGGAUUUAACGUCAUGGAGUGUGCGAAAGGCGACCAGUACAUCGUGGACAUGGCCAACACCAAAGGCCACACAGCGAUGCUGAACUGUGGCUGCUGGCAUCCCAAAGUGAAAGAGGAGUUUAUGACCUGCUCCAACGACGGAACCGUCCGCACUUGGGACGUGACGAAGGAGAAGCAGCACAAGGCCGUGUUUAAACCGCGCUCGUUCCAGGGGAAGAAGGUCAUCCCAAUCUGCUGCAGCUACAGCCGCGACGGGAAACUUGUGGCAGCCGGAUGUCAGGACGGCAGCAUCCAGAUCUGGGACCGCAACAUGAGCGUCCACACUAAGUACCACUGCAGACAGGCGCACAUUCCCGGCUCGGACACGUCCUGUAUCACCUUUUCAUACGACGGCGUGACGCUCGCAUCACGAGGAGGUGACGACACUCUGAAAACUUGGGAUAUGCGCAACUUUAAGAAGCCGCUGAAUGUGGCCAAUGGGCUCACGAACUACUUCUCUAUGACGGAUUGCUGCUUCAGUCCAGAUGACAAGCUUCUCAUCACUGGAACGUCUGUGAAGAAGGACGAGGGAAAUGGAAAACUGGUUUUCUUCGACCGAACGACAUUUGAGAAAGUUUACCAGAUCGACGUCACGAAUGCAAGCGUGGUGCGCUGUCUGUGGCAUCCCAAACUCAACCAGAUCAUGGCGGGCACCGCCAACGGCCUGGUCAAGGUCUACUACGACCCACUCAAGAGCUACAGAGGCGCCAAGCUGUGUUUAGCCAAGACCAAGCGGAAAGAGAAGCACACGGAGAUGCUAGCCCAAGAUUACAUCAUCACACCGCAUGCAUUACCCAUGUUCAGAGAGGCCCGGCAGCGCAGCACCAAGAAGCAGCUGGAGAAAGACCGGCUGGACCCCAAGAAGUCCCACAAACCAGAACCACCUGUGUCUGGUCCAGGUCGCGGUGGCAGAGUAGCAGCUCAUGGUGGAACUUUGUCCUCGUUCAUUGUGAAGAACAUCGCUCUGGACAAAACAGACGACAGUAACCCGCGCCAGGCCAUCCUGCGACACGCCCAGGCCGCCGCGGAGGACCCCUACUGGGUGGCCCCUGCCUACAAGGAGACACAACCCGACACAAUCUUUGCAGAAGAAUCGGACGACGACGAGGAGGCGGAGAAAGAGCCGGAGUGGAAGAAACGCAAGAUCUAA